UAUUUUAUUUAUUAAAUCUGAGCUGACAUCACACCAUUAUUUUUUAAUCUCUCACUCUCUGAAUCUUCACGAAAAUUAUAAUAAAUGAAGUGUUCUUCGAUUUCGCGCAGUUCUUUUAAUCUUAUUUUGUUUUAAUUCUUCAAUUUCCGUUUUUACUUCUGCACCAAUUCAGCCAUGCCUACGCCGCCGAAACGUUGAUCAACGUCCGAUCAAAAUUCAAGCCACAAAAUGUCCCCUUCGUCAGCAUCAUCAUCUUCAGCUGCGUUCGCGGUGAUCUGUCUUCUCCACUCUCUGAUCGCCUUAACAAGCGGGGCCCUGAUGAUUUUCCAUAUGAAGGAAAUCUACACAUUCACCCACGGAGUGGAAACUGCGACAAAGCUACUGGGUUCCAACCCGCACGACCAGCUUUUAAUCCAGACCUCCGAUUCGUUCUCGGGUUUGCUCUUGUUCGCAAUCGGGUUUUUACUGUUUAUGGUUUCUUUCGUUCGGGAUAAGGGAUUUCAGUCGUUUUUCGCUAAAGGGUGUACCGUUUUGCAUAUAUUUAUGGCGUUGUGGAGGGUUUAUUUUGAGAGAAGGGUUGAAUAUUUAGCUUGGGAUUGGCUGAGGAAGACGGUUGGCGAUGUUAUUUUGGGUCUCUCGUGGGUGUUUUUUCUUGUGUAUUCUUGGAGAGAAAAGUACGAUUAAUGUUUAAUCUUGCUUAUCUUCUAAUGACUGGCGUUGUUGAAAUUUAAUUUUUCAUUUGUAGGUCGUUAUGUCAAAUAGUGUAGAUUUUGGGAAAAUGUUAAUGCUAUGUAGUUAUUAAUCUAAAAAAGAAUGGAAAUUGGAAUCAAUGAUGAAGAACUGAUGUGUUACUACACAUUCUUGUUCUA
Molecule: messenger RNA, 869 nt
Organism: Mangifera indica (mango)
Lineage: Eukaryota; Viridiplantae; Streptophyta; Magnoliopsida; Sapindales; Anacardiaceae
Exons: 1
Coding region: 229-684 (151 amino acids)
Source: RefSeq, a predicted model, not a curated record